AUGGAAGACAGAAAAGCCUUCGACCUUCGCCUUCCUCUGUUUUUCUGGAAUGUUGGAUUAUCUAUAUUUUCAACUUGCGGUGCCUGGCGUUUUGGACACGAAUUUUUCUAUGUUUUGUUAAAUAGAGGAUUUCAAGAUUCAAUUUGCCUUUCAUUCUCUCCGGCAGAGCCAGUCGCUUUUUGGGCAAUGUGUUUUGCCCUCUCAAAAAUUGCUGAAUUUGGAGACACCGUUUUUCUGCUUCUGCGAAAGAGACCCCUAAUAUUUCUUCAUUGGUUCCAUCAUGCUGUUGUACUUAUUUAUAGCUGGCAUUCAGCAACAGAAUUAACAGCCGCUGGGCGUUGGUUUAUUCAAUUAAAUUAUAUGGUCCACUCAGUUAUGUAUGCCUACUAUGCAGCUGCCUGUAUUGGGAUAAGGGCUCCUAAAUGGAUUUCAAUGAGUGUCACUGCAAUGCAGACAACCCAGGCAAGUUGUCUCAAAAUGUCAAAUACCUAUAAAAAUUUUCGAAUUUUCAAAUACGCGCUCUUAUUUCAAAAUAUGCUCAUCGGCGUUUUCAUUUCCCUCUACGUAGCCUAUCUAAAAGGAACUCAAGACAUCAAUUUUAUCUGUCAACAAUCAGUCCAAAAUAUGUGUAUUUGCUUCACAAUAUAUUCUGCUUUUGCUGUACUUUUUACACGCUUUUUCGUCAAAGCUUAUAUCCAAAAAGGAGAAAGGCGAAAGAUUACACAUUCAAAUAAUUCUGUGAAACAAGAAUAA
This is a messenger RNA of Meloidogyne enterolobii, 753 nucleotides long. The record is from the annotation of a GenBank genome assembly. NCBI's taxonomy places the organism in Eukaryota, Metazoa, Nematoda, Chromadorea, Rhabditida, Meloidogynidae.